UAGGUUUUCUGUAAUUUUGUGCGAAUUUGUGUUGCCUUCAUAUGGCAACACUAGGAGAAAGGGUAUAAAAAGGCGUGUUUGUCUUUCAUUGGGGUUCUUUUGAUUCGAGCACGCAUCGAAGGCAGACGUACCAUUUUGAACACGUGUACACUUGUGUUUGAGCACGCGUGCGUUUUGGAAAUUUAGAUUCCAGAUUAUGCCUCUUGAAGACGAGAUCGUUCCACGAAGACGACUGACGAGCCGAGACGAGCCGAGCCGAGCCGAGCCGAGACGAGCCGAGACGAGCCGAGACGAGCCGAGACGAGCCGAGACGAGCCGAGACGAGCCGAGACGAGCCGAGACGAGCCGAGACGAGCCGAGACGAGCCGAGACGAGCCGAGACGAGCCGAGACGAGCCGAGACGAGCCGAGACGAGCCGAGCCGAGCCGAGACGAGCCGAGCCGAGCCGAGCCGAGCCGAGCCGAUACAAGCCGGGAGCGCAGCCGGAGAGAGAGCCGGGAGUGCAGCCGGAGAGAGACGUCGCUUCACGCGUCGGCACAACGAGCGACACAGCCAACGACGUCGCGGCGAAGGGCAGGAGGUGCGACGUUCGUCGGCAGCUAAGGGAAUAGAAAGGUCAGAUAGCCCUACAUUUUCAUCUAAAGAUGUUCUUAAUAUUGUUGAAUCAUUAGUUAACUUAAGAUCUUAACCUAAUCCGACAGCAGUCGCCACAUCACAUCCUUCCAGUAGUAUUAUGAACCAUGUUACCCGAAUUUGGACCCUCAUCGAAAAGUCAAAAGAUUGAUACUUGGUUAAAGAAAGUUAAUGAGUGUGCCACUGUUUACGGAUGGGAUGAGAACAACCGUUAUCCACUUCGCAAUGCAGAAACUGCAGGAGUUGGCCAAAGUUUGGUAUGAAAGCUUCAAUUCUAUUUUGUACAGCUGGGCAGAAUGGCAGCAAAAGUAGUUAGACGCAUUUCCUUUUGAACAUGAUUAUGGCCAAUCCCUGGAGGAUACGCUUAGGCGAAAGAGUAGGUUUGGUGAACCGCUAGAGGUUUAUUAUUAUGAAGAAUUAGCCAUCGUGAACCGGUGUGACAUCGAAGGGAAACGAGCCGUGGACUGCAUUAUCCACGGAUUAAGUGACAAGACAAUUAGAUCCAGCGAUAAGCGUUACGAUGUACGCAGCCUGAUCAACUCCAUUUUCUGAUGAGUAAUAAGGAGAACCAACCGCCGCCCGAUCGCUUUCAUUUUAAUAAAACAAAGUAGUCGACUGAAUCCACAGCGGGAAGUAAUAAUGACAAUAGGGAUAAAUCAGUUAAGACUUCAAAAAAAAUUCAAGUUACAAAUUAUUUUGUUUUAACUGUAGGGAAAAAGGUUACCCGUAUCUUAAAUGCCCCAAACCUCUGGUCCAAUGUACAGGAUGUCGUAGGUUCGGUCAUAAAAUGGAAACUU
Pectinophora gossypiella (pink bollworm) is the source of this 1430-nucleotide messenger RNA. RefSeq names its product TRIO and F-actin-binding protein-like. The record is from RefSeq and is a predicted model, not a curated record. Lineage: Eukaryota; Metazoa; Arthropoda; Insecta; Lepidoptera; Gelechiidae. The transcript is spliced from 2 exons. Bases 197 to 688 code for a protein of 163 amino acids.